AUGACGGCCAGACUGAAUGUGGGAACUUUCCUGUCUUCUGGGGAAAUCCGCGACGGAAACCUUGGAUUGGUCUGGCCGGAUGGAAGUGACAUUGAUAAUCCACCUUGGGGUGGAUUUGGUUCUCCUCCACUCAACAUGAGGAAGCAGAUGAAUUUCCACGAAUCUCGCCAAGGGGAAACCCGAGGUGCUGGGCCAGUCACAAGCGAGCAGGAGGCGAGAGGGGAUUCAGGGAAUCAAUCAAUUCGACUUCCGGGAGACCCAGCAGCGGUGCGCGGCGGGGCUCCCAGCAAGAAGCAAGAAGCAAGAAGGGGAAGGGGAAAGAAGAGAAGAUGGAAACAUGCCAAGCCCGGCUGUCGCUGCAUCCCAGGGAUCGGCCGCGUAGGCCUGCGUUUCGCCGGUCGAUCGUUGAGCUUCUGGAUUCUCUGGAUUGGAUCUUGUCCUCAUAGGCUCAGCUGUCGAACCGUGCCCGGACUCACACUCAUUGGUUGA
Molecule: messenger RNA, 489 nt
Organism: Aspergillus neoniger CBS 115656
Lineage: Eukaryota; Fungi; Ascomycota; Eurotiomycetes; Eurotiales; Aspergillaceae
Exons: 3
Coding region: 1-489 (162 amino acids)
Source: RefSeq, a predicted model, not a curated record